Molecule: messenger RNA, 1075 nt
Organism: Trifolium pratense (red clover)
Lineage: Eukaryota; Viridiplantae; Streptophyta; Magnoliopsida; Fabales; Fabaceae
Product: exosome complex component RRP41-like
Exons: 7
Coding region: 74-856 (260 amino acids)
Biological process (GO): U4 snRNA 3'-end processing; poly(A)-dependent snoRNA 3'-end processing; rRNA catabolic process
Cellular component (GO): nucleolus; nuclear exosome (RNase complex); cytoplasmic exosome (RNase complex)
Source: RefSeq, a predicted model, not a curated record
CCCAGCCCAUAGUAAAGGCCCGGUUCACGCACGUUAUAGCAUACAGCGGUGGAAACCGCCGUUACGAUUAGGAAUGGCCGGUAAAAGUGGAAUGACUCCGGCGACAUACACGCCGUCUCCGACAACCGGUAAAAAGAAACCAGCAAUUAUCAAAGAAGAUUGGACCCGACCUGACGGUCGUGGCUUCCACCAGUGUAGACCCGCCUUUUUCAGGACUGGUGCUGUGAAUGCUGCAUCAGGAUCAGCUUAUGCUGAGUUUGGAAAUACCAAGGUCAUUGUAUCUGUAUUUGGGCCACGAGAGAGCAAGAAGGCAAUGCUUUACAGUGAUACGGGGCGACUAAAUUGCAAUGUCAGCUAUACAACGUUUUCAACUCCGGUUCGUGGACAGGGUUCAGACCACAAAGAGUACAGUUCGAUGCUUCAGAAAGCUUUGGAGGGUGCAAUAAUAUUGGAAAGUUUCCCCAAGACCACUGUGGAUGUGUUUGCAUUGGUGCUGGAAUCUAGUGGCAGUGAUCUCCCAGUUGUCAUAUCAGUUGCUAGUCUUGCCUUGGCAGAUGCUGGAAUACUGAUGUAUGACCUUGUUACCUCAGUUUCUGUGUCAUGUCUCGGUAAGAACCUCAUCAUUGAUCCUAUUUCGGAGGAGGAAAACUGCCAAGAUGGAAGCUUAAUGAUCACAUGCAUGCCUUCUCGCUAUGAAGUUACCCAAUUGACAGUUACUGGUGAAUGGUCCGCCCCAAAGAUUAGUGAGGGGAUGCAGCUGUGCUUGGAUGCUUGUAAAAAGCUUGCAAAGAUUAUGAGGUCGUGUUUGAAAGAAUCCGCUUCUGAUGCACAGGGAUUGGAGAAUGAGAGUUCUUAGCUAUACACACAAGAUGUGCUUUUCAAUUGCUUUGUUUUUUCUUUUUUCUCUUCUACCUCAACAUUGGGAGAGAAUAUUUUGUUCGGAGGGAUGUAGGGAAAGAUGCCUUUUAUGUCCUGCAAAUUUUGGCUUAUGAGCUUGUCAAAGAUAAUGUGAAAAAUUAAUUAUUCCUAUAGCAACAGAGUUUGCAAAUGCAUGCCACAUAUGGAAUUUGGUUAA